Messenger RNA from Neocloeon triangulifer, 2617 nucleotides. It is a transcript of the gene IRSp53, whose product is annotated as brain-specific angiogenesis inhibitor 1-associated protein 2. Gene Ontology annotation, molecular function: protein binding. NCBI's taxonomy places the organism in Eukaryota, Metazoa, Arthropoda, Insecta, Ephemeroptera, Baetidae. The transcript is spliced from 14 exons. The record is from RefSeq and is a predicted model, not a curated record. Gene Ontology annotation, cellular component: nucleoplasm; cytosol. The coding region runs from base 179 to 2317 and encodes 712 amino acids. Gene Ontology annotation, biological process: plasma membrane organization; actin crosslink formation; actin filament bundle assembly.
UCUCAGUCUCUUUUGCCGUCCCUCCGAAGUCUGGUCUGGUGCGCCUCAGUGGCGUUUUCUUUUUCUUUUUUGGCUGGAGGACUUUGUUUGACGGUUUCAAGUUUUGCUCCAAGUGAAUUUCGCUGAUGAAAUUGUAAUCUCAAGCGGAGAACUGGAAGAUUCAUCGCCUACAUCAACCAUGGAGAGCGACGAGGUUUUGAAGCUGGUCGACGGCAUAUACAAAAACAUAUUGGACAAAUUCAAUCCGGGUGCUCGGCAGCUGAUCAACGCCGGCAAGGCCUACCUCAAAGCGCUGCAUGGUUCCGCAGCUGCAGCACGAUUGUACAUUGACGCGAUUGCCAAAUUAGCUCAACAGGCUCAGCAGAGUGCAUGGCACGGAUCGUCAGAUGUUGGAACAUCCUUGAUGCAGAUCGCGGAGGUGUACCAGGAAAUCCACGCUCAGCAGAUGAAUGUCCUGAAAGCCUUUUACGUUGACCUGAUCGUGCCGUUGGAGAACAACCUCGAGAAGGACAUAAAAAUUGUGCAGUCGGAGCAAAAGAAAUUUUGCAACCAACACAAGAAUCGGCAUGAGACGUACUCGAAAGCGGCCAACACCAUGAAGAAGCAUCGCAAGAAGAACAAGAGCAAGGGCACGGCCAUCUCGAAGGAACUCAGGGACAUGCAGGCAUUUGAGGAGGAGAAAACCAAGCUGGACGGACUUUGCGAGAAAGGACUCAAGAAUGCAAUAACUCAAGAACGGCGACGAUACGGAUUUGUUUUGGAACGGCAGUGCAUUUUGGCUAAACACGUACUAUCCUAUCACUCUCUUGGAAGUGCCGCUAUGCAGCGGCACAUGGACGACUGGCGCGACGUUGCUCGGAACAGGGAAGUUCUGCCUGACACUGUGGAAUUGGCUUUUGCAAAUAAAAUGCAGCAACUGUCUUACUGGCCGGAUAAAGACAUUUAUUCGCAACCACGCACGUCCAUCUCAACCGAGGACUUGGACGAUAGUUGCUCAGUGGUGUCGCAGUUGCAUAAGGCCAAGAGCCUGGACGCGCACUGCUUCGAGAAGGGUGGCUCCGGCGGUGACUCGGGCUACUCGGUGUCGCACACCAAGCAACUGCCACGUACAAAGUCCGACUUCAACUUGACGAGCAACCACUCAUCUAUAGUGCAAGAACUGGAGCAGUACAAGAAAGGCCACCGCUCAAAGUCGAUCGCCGCCGGCGACGACGGAAGCGCUUCGCGAAACAAGAGAAACAACGAGAAAUUCUGCAGACUGGCCCGUGCCCUGUACGCGUACAUCUCGAGCGGCGAAAACCAGCUCAGCUUCCUCGAGGGCGAUGUCAUAGCCCUGAUGGGCGAGAGAAACAAAGGUUGGCAGUUUGGUGAAAACAUGAGAACUCAGCGCAGCGGUUGGUUCCCCUUGGCGUACACAGAACUGAUGGUUUCACAGAAUGAUUCGGAUGACAGCUCUCCCUCUCAGCGUCACAUCAAUCUGCAGAAGUCCGACACACCAAACUCGGGAAAUUCUGGAAACUCUGACUUUAGCUUCCGUUCAGCGGGUAAUUUGGAAGCUAUAAAUGGUGCUUUGUCGUUGCCAAACCUCAAGCAUGCUCCCAGCUUUAAAAAGACUCUCCAUCAGGAAGCAGCAGUUUCUUUUAACUCAUCUAACAUGCACCUAAACCUUCCUCCUGUUCCCACCAACUCUGCACCCAGGCCCAACAAAACCAUCCAAAAGCCAACCCUACAGAUCCUGACGCCCAGCUGGUCGACGGACGAGAAGAAAAGUCCAUCCAUCGACAACUCGAGCAGCAUGUACAGCAGCAGUGACAGCGGUUUCAUCAUGGAGCCCCCAGCUCUUCCCGAAGUUGAUUACGAAGACAACAACAAUAUACCGUUGAUCAAAAACAGCUUCUCUGCAAUGCAAACAAUGCCGAUGCCAAGCCCAGUGAAGACGUUUGCCGAGUGCGACAAACGCAAUUGGCUGCUGUACAAGUCGGCCCUGGAGUUGUGGGACGACGUCGAAAAGAACAACAAUGAUCCUGAGUUGGUCGACUACUAUGCCUCCUUGUCAAAGAUUCCACAGGUGCGAGCAACCAACGCUCCAGUUAAGAGGUCAAAAACACUCUGGGGCCUGAAAUUCAAACCUAAGAGUGGGUUUCUGACCGGCGGGAGGAAAAACGCAUGGCAGAGCUCGUCAUCCUCCGAGUUGGAUCUUUCCUCCAAAAACAACGUCAGCAAAACUCUGCAGAGACCCAGGGAGCCGCCUCCACUUCCACCCCUGCCUCCCCCCAGAAGGGAACUGCCUCCUUUUCCCAACAGGAUCGCCUCAUAAAAUGAUGGCUUUGCCCGUUUUAAGCGGUUUCGUAUGAUUAAAUUGAGUGAAUGUGUCGAGUAUUAAAUUUAUUAUAUAUAAUCACAUUGAUACAUAUAUGUUGCACUAAUAGAAAAAAUAAAUCAUCAACCACAUUUAGCCAAGAUAUAAUUGUACCGUGAAGGAACUUGUCGUAUUUAAAUUUUUUGGGCCUUUGGGUUGCCUUUUUUGUCCGAUGCCAUUUCUCUUUUGUAUAAUUUAACAAAAUAAAAUUGUGCUCUAGCUUGAUAUUUAAUAAAUUUUAUUAUUACUGAAUAAAAA